GCCGGCGCAUGCGCAGCGCGGCCGCACCCCCGGCCGCCCGCUCGGUAUUAUGAUUAGCGCUGGGUGCGGGGUUCCGGCGGCCGGGAGGGAGUUGUCGACGCCGCGGCCGCUGCGGACGGACGCCCGCCUGCCGGCUGAGGUGUCCAUUGCAGUGCUGACAAUGAAGGCCUUAUUUCCAGCAGAGCUGCUCAUAUGAGAAGACCCUCUCAAGCACUUUAAGUAUCUUUCCCUUCGUCACACCAGCAUGGCGGGGUUCAAGCGAGGAUAUGAUGGGAAAAUCGCUGGAUUAUAUGAUCUGGAUAAAACCUUGGGUCGAGGCCAUUUUGCAGUGGUUAAACUUGCUAGACAUGUCUUUACAGGUGAAAAGGUGGCAGUCAAAGUUAUCGACAAGACGAAGCUCGACACUCUAGCCACUGGCCAUCUUUUCCAGGAAGUACGGUGCAUGAAGCUAGUGCAGCACCCCAACAUUGUGCGUCUCUAUGAAGUCAUAGAUACCCAGACCAAACUGUACCUCAUUCUAGAGCUUGGAGAUGGAGGAGAUAUGUUUGAUUACAUAAUGAAACAUGAGGAGGGUCUUAAUGAAGACUUGGCCAAGAAGUACUUUGCUCAGAUAGUUCAUGCGAUAUCUUACUGCCAUAAACUCCAUGUGGUUCACAGAGACCUGAAGCCAGAGAAUGUGGUCUUUUUUGAAAAACAAGGUCUUGUGAAGUUGACAGACUUUGGCUUCAGCAACAAAUUUCAGCCCGGAAAGAAGCUCACUACCAGCUGUGGGUCUCUUGCGUACUCUGCCCCGGAAAUCCUGCUUGGCGAUGAAUAUGAUGCCCCUGCAGUAGACAUAUGGAGCCUGGGUGUGAUCCUUUUCAUGCUGGUGUGUGGGCAGCCGCCCUUCCAAGAGGCCAACGACAGCGAGACGCUGACCAUGAUCAUGGACUGCAAGUACACCGUGCCGCCCCGAGUGUCUGCCGGGUGCAGGGACCUCAUCACACGGAUGCUGCAGAGAGACCCCAAAAGGAGGGCGUCUCUGGAAGAGAUCGAAAGCCACCCUUGGCUCCAGGGAGUGGACCCAUCUCCAGCUACGAAGUACAACAUCCCCCUCGUGUCCUACAAGAACCUCUCUGAGGAGGAGCACAACAGCAUCAUCCAGCGCAUGGUGCUCGGGGACAUUGCGGACCGGGACGCCAUUGUGGAAGCCCUGGAAACCAACAGGUACAACCACAUCACCGCCACUUACUUCUUACUUGCCGAAAGGAUCCUGAGAGAAAAGCAAGAGAAAGAAAUACAGACCAGGUCUGCCAGCCCCAGCAACAUCAAGGCCCAGUUUAGGCAGUCGUGGCCAACCAAAAUCGAUGUGCCCCAGGACCUUGAGGAUGACCUCACCGCCACGCCGCUGUCGCACGCCGCCGUGCCGCCGCCUCCCGCGCGAGCGGACGGCGUCCUCAACGGCCACCGCGGCAAGGGCCUGUGUGACCCGGGCCGGAAGGACGAGCUGGCCGAGCCCCCCGGGCCCGCGCUGUCCGCCGGGCCCCCCGCCGGCCUGCAGCCCGCCGGCGGCCGCAAGUGCCUGUUCCGUGUGGAGGAGGACGAGGAGGAGGACGAGGAGGAGCGCAGGCCCGCGGCCGUGUCCGCGCAGGUGGUGCUGCGCCGGAAGCCGUCCGUGACCAACCGCCUGACGUCGCGCAAGAGCGCCCCGGUGCUCAACCAGAUCUUCGAGGAGGGCGAGUCGGAGGACGAGUUCGACAUGGACGAGAACCUGCCGCCCAAGCUGAGCCGCCUCAAGAUGAACAUGGCGUCGCCGGGCACGGUGCACAAGCGCUACCACCGCAGGAAAAGCCAGGGCCGCGGCUCCAGCUGCAGCAGCUCCGAGACCAGCGACGACGACUCCGAGAGCCGCCGGCGGCUGGACAAGGACGGCGGCUUCGCGCCCCCGUGGCACCGGCGCGACAGCAGCGAGGGCCCGCCGGGCGGCGAGGGCGACGGCGGCGGCCAGGGCAAGCCGAGCGGCGGCGGCGGCGCGGACGGGGCCAGCCCGGGCGAGCGGGGCGCGGGCGGCGGCGGCCAGGGCGGCCAGGCGGGGGCCCCGUCGGGCGCGGGCGGCUCGGCGCGGCGCUGCGCGGGCCCGGGCGCCUGCUCCCCCGCCUCGGCCGGCCCGCGCGGCGCCGAGCUGGUGCAGAGCCUCAAGCUGGUGGGCCUGUGCCUGGGCUCGCAGCUGCACGGCGCCAAGUACCUGCUGGACCCGCAGAAGGCGCUGUUCUCCAGCGUGAAGGUGCAGGAGAAGUCCGCCUGGAAGAUGUGCAUCAGCGCGCCCGGGCCCGCCGCCGAGCCCGCCCCGCUGCGGACCGGCAAGCUGCGCGCCGGCGUGCUGCAGCUGCCGCUGUGCGAGAAGACCAUCUCCGUGAACAUCCAGCGCAGCCGCAAGGACGGGCUGCUCUGCGCCCCCGGCCCCGCCAGCUGCUGCCAUGUCAUCUGACCCGCCGCGCCCCGCAUGGCCCCGUGCAUGUGCUACACGCCGCUUUCCUGUUCCAGCCAAGUACUGUGGUUCUACAUCCAUGAUCUCCAGUGUGGGUGAGCAGAUGGACCCAGCGGGGCGCCCAGAGGCCCGGAGGGGACGUGUCCGAAUACAAAGCCCAGAUUCCUGCCCCACUCCCGUGCCCUGAGGCCUGCUGGUGCGCGAGACGGACCCAGAGCAAUAACGCGCUGCCACAGGCUGGAGGAGCCGCUGCGCCACCAGGGCCUGUGCGUCUUAAGCGGUGGUGUGAAACAGUUGGGGUGCGUGUGUCGUGUUUUCGUUGACAAAGCUUUCCUGUUCUAGCCGAGAUCAGCUACCAGCUGAGGCGGCUCCGCCGUUACACGGAGACAAUCUCGUGCAUGUGUGCCCGAACAGAAAGAGGCGCCGCCUGUCUCCCUUGGGGGACACACAGUCCCCCUUCAGGCCUGUGUGGACAGGACGCCGGAGGGCCAGCGGCACUAGCCCCGGCACGUGGUGGCUGCAUGCUGGACUGACUUGUGGGCCUCGGUGGCCUCUGCUUUCACCGUCCUGGCCUGUGGCUCCUGGGAGGAGCGGGGAAGGGGGUGUGGGGGGUGCUCAGAGCCCAGCCCGCCCUCCCUGGCUCCACACGGAUGACCAUCCUAGCACCUCUUCUCCCUGCCGACCCCCCUACCGUCUCCCCACCGCUGUCCUUCCUGUCCUGUUCUCCCUAACCCUGUCCCCCUGACCCCAUCGCUGUCCUCCCUAACUUCGCCCCCCCCACUGCCAUCCUCCCUGCCAUCCCUCCUACCCUGUCCCCCAUGCUCCAUCAUCCCCUGCUCUCCUCCCUGAGCUGGGGAGCCUGGACACUGGCUUUCCACAUGCGGACCUGUGGGUGUGCGCGUGGCCCUCUCUUCAGCGGUCGCUCCAGCCGUAGCAGCACGGCUGAGCGUGUCACUCGGAGCAGCAGGGCGCGGCAGCCCCUGCCGUGAGUGCUCGCUCGCUGCUGCUUUAGGGUUCGGGUGCACGAAGCUUCACAGUUAACGGCUGAGUAAGCACUGCUCCCCGAGCUUCCUAGAGCUAGAGCUAGGCCAAGUGUUUGUGCUUACGCCGCAGCCCUGCUGAGUGGGGCGCCACACACGGAGAGCUGUGAGGACAGGCGGGGAAGCCAUAGAGCACGUUUGCUUGAAACUCUUAAGCAGGGAUCUGCCAAGGGCCAGGAACCGCCCGGCGCGCGUCUCCCACGGCCACCUGUGGGAGCCGUGAAGGGGCGCGCAGUGAGCUGCCGCAGCUGCUCCCAGUGGUGUACAUAGUGUCGCGUGGUCCCGCCCGGAGGCGCCUGCGGCCUCGGCCGCCCGCGUCUGGCCCGGUGGUUUCUAUUCAGGUGUACAUACGGUGCUCACUUCAGGUCAGCAGUGUCGGCCACUAUGCUGCAGAGCUGUGUCAUGGCCUUAUUAGCUGUGUGUGGUUGCUGACCCUCUGGGUACACACGUGUCUGUCGAGUGCUGUCUGGCCCAUUUGUUGACAAGUGGACGUCUGUGCAUGUGUCAUGUCCUGGGAUGUCGUCACGGGAGGGAGCAGAAUGCCAUCACACCAAUAGUGGACCAAACUACUCCCUUGCUCCAACAGUGACCUGUCCCCAACCCGUCCUCAAGUCACAGAGAGUGGCAGUAGUGGACAAAUUAAAUAUUGUGGGAAAGCUAGUCUUGUAUUUUUCUGUGUGUAUAUAUAUAAUUAUGUACUUCGGAAUUCUAUCUGUAUUUAAAGACGUGACAAUCUUGACACCGAUUUUAACAGUCGUGAGACUGAACAGAGAUGUCCUGUGAGCCAGAGUCGGUGUGUGCUGAGAACACACGUGUCAGCCGAUUGGCCAGUUGCCUCACACCCUGGCCGGCCUCUCCCCUGUAUGAACACCGACAGGUGUGUGACAGACAGGAAGUAAUCCAACAAUAAAGUGACAUACCGGUGUUCAGCAAUAGAA
This is a messenger RNA of Meriones unguiculatus (Mongolian gerbil), 4445 nucleotides long. It is a transcript of the gene Snrk, whose product is annotated as SNF related kinase. Lineage: Eukaryota; Metazoa; Chordata; Mammalia; Rodentia; Muridae. Gene Ontology annotation, cellular component: spindle pole centrosome; spindle midzone; spindle microtubule. Gene Ontology annotation, biological process: regulation of cytokinesis; mitotic spindle organization; intracellular signal transduction. Gene Ontology annotation, molecular function: ATP binding; tau-protein kinase activity; protein serine/threonine kinase activity. The record is from RefSeq and is a predicted model, not a curated record. The transcript is spliced from 6 exons. Bases 245 to 2467 code for a protein of 740 amino acids.